UAGUAAAUCAAGAUUUUGUCAAACUCUUGGCUUAAUCACGUUGUAUAGCAGGACAGGUUCAGACAGUACUGUAACACAGAAAUGAAAACAAAUCAAUAUUUGGUUGAUGCAAUGCGCUGUAAAGAGAUUUGUGCUUUACAGUGUAAACGGUCAUGUAUUUUGUACACCGUAAUAGACCUGCAUAAACCCAACAGUGUUCAGUAUUAUACAAUAUUAUUUAACAGAUUAAUAUCAAUAUUACAGUGGCAACCAUUUUGUUGGGCUGUUUACCCACAAUUGAAAUGUAAGCAGGUAGUUUAAUAUUAUCUUGUGGUAAUAAAAUGUAUAUUGCAGUAGGAAAGUUUACAUAGUAGAUGUUUAUCAUUCAUCUGAAUAAGUUCUACUAGCACAUUUGUUCUGGCUUGUUUCUAAAAAUUUGUCCAUGAGUCUCACAUGAUUUUGUACUAGGUCUGUGUUUGUCUGUGACAGGAUACUGUUGGCCUUUACUGUCGUAAUCUAAGCUCUAAUCAUUUGAGCAUGACUAGCGAUAUUUCACUUGAUACCUAAUAAUACAUAAGACUUUUAGGUCAGCAUGAAAAUCCAGGAGGAAAGGUUAUUAAAUAUUUCAGUGUGUGUGUGUGUUUGUGUGUGAGAGACUGAGAGUGUGGGUGUGGUGAGCAUGUGCGCAUGUGCACUCAGGCGAACACUGGUUCUGCUGUGCUGCUCUUCUGUCUCUGCUGUCUCACUGUGCAGUGCUGAACUGGCACAUUGACCAGUCUGGAGACGGUCAAUGCUUUUGCACCACUGCAAGCAGCGAAGACAUCUUACGGAGCUGAUUCACAAAUGUGGCCAAUAUCCAUAAAGUACAAUGGCUCCCUUCCUGGUGGAGAUAAGGGGAGGAAAAGGAGUCGCUUUGCUCUUUACAGAAGGGCACAGGCUAACGGUGUUAAGCCAAGCACUGUGCAUAUCCUCAGCAAUCCACAGGACAGCAAGGCAGUUAAUAGCAGGGGGCAGCACAGUAUCUCCUUCACACUCUCUAGGAAUCAAACUGUGGUGGUGGAAUAUUGUCAUGAUGAUGACACAGAUAUGUUCCAGAUUGGCAGAUCCACUGAGAGCCCCAUAGACUUCGUGGUGACUGAUACACCAGGAGGAUCAAAAGAAAGCGAGGACUCUGUUGCACCCAGCACCAUCUCGCGCUUUGCCUGCAGAGUUGUGUGUGAACGCAACCCCCCCUACACUGCCCGGAUUUACGCAGCUGGCUUUGACUCCUCCAAAAACAUUUUCCUUGGGGAAAAAGCAACAAAGUGGAAGAACCCAGAUGGUCAUAUGGAUGGCCUCACAACCAAUGGAGUACUGGUGAUGCAUCCACAAGGUUUCCCAGAGGAGUCCAAGCAGGGCAUGUGGAGGGAGAUUUCUGUCUGUGGGAAUGUCUACACUCUGAGAGAGACCAGGUCUGGCCCCAUCCGUGGACAGCUGGCUCAGGGUGAAAGCAGCGCUCUGAAGGAUGGCUCUCUGGUAGACCUGUGUGGUGCAACGCUGCUGUGGCGCACAGCCGAAGGCCUUCUCAAAGCUCCUACUUUGCGUCACCUGGACGCACUGCGUCUGGAGCUGAAUGCAGCACGUCCACAAUGCCCAGUGGGCCUGAGCACGUUGGCGUUCCCCAGCCUACCCCGUAGCCACAGCCUGGAGGAACGCCAGCCCUGGGCCUACCUUACCUGUGGCCAUGUGCACGGCCGACAUGACUGGGGCCAGAAGCCUGAGCACAGCCGAGAGUGUGAGGGAGGCCCUAACACAGGUUGCAGACGAGAGUGCCCUCUGUGUCGAUCGCUAGGGCCCUACGUGCCCUUGUGGCUGGGCUGUGAGCCUGCAUUCUAUGUGGACGCAGGGGCUCCCACCCACACUUUUGUUCCCUGCGGCCAUGUGUGCUCAGAGAGGACGGCAAAGUAUUGGGCUGAGACAUCGCUGCCACAUGGGACCCACGCCUUCCAGCCCAUAUGCCCGUUUUGUUCUACGCCUUUGACCGGCAGACCUGGCUUCACCCGCCUCAUCUUUCAAGGGCCUGUCGAUUGACAAGUAGCCGCAGGGGGUACAAAGCAUGAUAGGAUUGCUUUCUUGGGAGUGUGUUCAUACUGUAAAUACACAUGCUGAAAUCACAUGCAAAUCUACCGUAGCUUCCUUAGUAUAUGCACACAAUUAACUCAGUAUGUGUAUUUUGCAAUUGAAUGCAGCCCUGAGUUAGCCUGGUGAACAACAUAUUUUAAUCUAGCUAUAAAUAUCACCAUAUUUUGUUCAUGGAUUCAGUCAGACACUGACCCUGUAGUGAGUCACAUCAGUGUGCCCUGAUGAGUUACAGGGGCAGUUCAUGUUUGAUGAUAUUUGAAGUAAAUGGUUAAUUGUUAGAAGAAAAAUUAGCUUAAAUGUAUGGAGAGCCAUACUUGCUAUAUUAAUUCCUUUAACUGAAAAAUUAGCAGCCCAGUGAAAAAGAGGCUUUUCUGGGUUUGGCAAGAGCUUUUUUUUUUAUCCACUUGCUAAUUUAUGAUGGCGAUAUACACUACCAGUGCCGGACAGAAUCCAUGGAAUUGAAACAAAUUUACAGUACCAAGUACCUCUUCAAUUUAAGAUUGCAGCGUAAUACUCACCUAUUGCAUACUAAUUACUGGGCCUCUGGAUGCUUGUAAUAAGUUGUUGGGAAGUUAGUUUGAUGAUCUCUUUGAUGUUUUAGUUUUUAGGAUCUCAGGACAGGAAGUGGGGGACUGCUGCAGAAACCUGUGACUUCUCGAAAGUUUACAUCUAGCUUUUAAUGUAGGGAGUAAAAUGUCCAUGCUAUUGAUGGACUCCUACCUCCAUCGAUGGCCAAUUGUACUGAUUCCUCAGUGCGUUAUAUGUGCAUUAAUUGCACCUAACUCUAAAAAGGAAACUCUCUUAAACAAACCCAUCUUAAGCAAUAAGCAUUCCUAGAAUUAAGCUAAAGCUCAAAGGAGAGAUGCAAUGACUCGAGCGUGUACUACCUGAUUCUAGUAUACAUGUGGUGAACUCGGAAUUGUAGUCGUUGAAGGGCUUUAGCAGGUCAUGAGUAAAGUAGCCCUGGUGAUUUUUAAUUUUUAGAUUGUUCUUUGUAUUAUGAUUGUUUUAGCAUUUAAACAACAGUUGAAGUUGUAGCUGCAGUAUACAUAGUAGUAGUUAAAAAAACGUCCAGAUGUAAUAUUUUUGUACAUGGUUGUGUUACUAAACUUUGACCCAAGGUCAGUUUUUAUAUAACAAGUGUUUCACGUAUAUAUAUGUAUAAAUAUAUUAUUUUCAUGUGCAAAUAUGAUUUAAAUCCUGGAGAGCCCACAGCAGAAAAGUAUGCCUCACUGUGUCACACUCCAAAAUGUUAUAGGAAACCCUCAACAUAGUAAGCAGUAUGAUGAAUGUACUAUUCUAGGGCCUAGAUAAUAACUCUGCUGUUCUUGGUGCUAUCAUUCAAUUUAAAUGCUUCAUAUAUAUUUUUAUCUGAACAUCACUGCACUUCUUGAAAGUAUUUAAUUGUUUUGGUAACUUAAUGUCAAAAUCACCCACUGAAUCACUUCUACACAUGCAGGCUUUGCACUAUGCAUGUCUAUGACGAGCUUUUCACAGGAGAAGGCUUUUAAAUUGCAAAUAUAUAUACAGUGUUAAGACAGACACACUCUACUUUACCUCACACGCAGGAGAAGAGACCUCAACUGAACAUAUUUUUAUAUAAACUGAAAGAGAUAACGUGAUUGAUUUUCACUUUUCUUGCUUGUCAUGACUAUUUCAUACAACUGAAUUAAAUUUUCUUUUUUUUUCUUCUUCCCCAAGGGGCAUUGUAUGUCCUAUUUGAUGCAUUGUAUCUAUAACCACUAAUAUUCCUUUAAACAACUUAAACAGAUAUCCAGCCAAGUUAAUGCAUUCCUUAUUUGAGUCAAUCCUGGAGACCCAAGACCACAGCUGUGUUGUAGAAUUUUAGUGUCUUGCAUACAUAUACACACACAUAAAGAUGAUUCAGUGUCUUCCUGAUGGCUCAGAAAUGCCCUUCUGUCCAAUUUUAAACCUGCAAGGGAUCUUGUUCCUUCUGCAAGCUGAUAAUGGGCAAUCUCAGGUUUACACAAGUCAGAGUUUACACUCAUCCCAGUGUCUCUGUACACUCUAUUGCCAGGUCACCAUUAGCAGGAUUGGAGAUAUGUGUGCCUGUGUGUGUGCUAAUAUAAUUUACUAUUCACGAAUUCUCACAACAGGGUCUUACCUCAGAGAACACAAAAUCUGGGGCAUAUUCAAGAUAUGUGAAAUACAUUAUUAGUCUGGUUCACUGACCACAUUAUAGUUCUGUGCUGUAUCUCCAGUCGUCUUAAAAUUUUUGCCUUGCUUAAAACACAGCAUAUACAAAUUACUCUGGAAGAAUAUGCCCUUAAAUAUACAAUUCCUAUCCAAACUUUUAUGUCAUUUGUCAUUUAUUAUUUGUACUGAGUGAUUGUUUUAAAAUGGUAUUAAUAUAAACCCAUCUACAUGCAAUGCUAGAUGUAGCACUGAUCUAGUCUUACACUGAUUGAAAUAAUCCCUUAUGUGUCAUAGUUUAAAGACUGCAUUGAAGUAUGGUCAGUAUCAAAUGAUAUGAAAAUAGUCAGCACCUUGUGUUUGACCUCUGUAAAACCUCUUACAGACUCGUGGUCAUGACCUGUGACCUUUCCACUGUCACAUACCACUGAGCAGGCCUUAAAUACAGCUACAAAACACACAACAAACACAGACACACAAUUACGCUUGAACCCAAGGUGCACUGACAAUCCCAAGUCAAAAUUUUAAUAAAAGUUAUGUUUCCAA
Messenger RNA from Tachysurus vachellii, 4800 nucleotides. RefSeq names its product E3 ubiquitin-protein ligase pellino homolog 2. Bases 823 to 2049 code for a protein of 408 amino acids. Lineage: Eukaryota; Metazoa; Chordata; Actinopteri; Siluriformes; Bagridae. The transcript has 6 exons. Gene Ontology annotation, molecular function: protein binding; ubiquitin protein ligase activity. The record is from RefSeq and is a predicted model, not a curated record. Gene Ontology annotation, biological process: regulation of Toll signaling pathway; protein polyubiquitination.